This is a messenger RNA of Cajanus cajan (pigeon pea), 848 nucleotides long. RefSeq lists its product as uncharacterized. Gene Ontology annotation, molecular function: sterol binding. Lineage: Eukaryota; Viridiplantae; Streptophyta; Magnoliopsida; Fabales; Fabaceae. Gene Ontology annotation, biological process: intracellular sterol transport. The record is from RefSeq and is a predicted model, not a curated record.
GAAUGUAAGAGAUGAAAUCAAAUUGAGAUAUCCGAAAUUCCGAAUAACUGGAUUUCCUCGUAAGUGGAACAAGACGGUUCUUGCUCACCGCUACUGAUACGUGGCUUUUGCUUCAAACAUAGAUAAGUGUAUAUAAGUGCACAGGAUCCAACCUGGUACAAUUUGUUCCCUAUCUUUGAAGAACCAUUACCAUGGAGUUUCACUUUCAUCUAAAGUUCAACCAUCUUUUGUGCUUAUUCAUCCUUAUCCUUUCAUCAGUCCACGCUCAAGCUUCUAGCUUCGGAUACUGUGAUGAUGUAAACUAUGAUGUGAAGGUGUCUGGAGUUGAAAUUAAACCAGACCCUGUUGUGCGUGCUAGGCCUGUCACCUUUAAGAUUUCAGCUGAUACUGGUGAAGCUAUUUAUGGUGGAAAGUGGGUAAUUUCAGUUGCAUACUUUGGCUUCGUUGUCCAUAAUGAAAUCCGUGAUUUUUGUGAGGAAUUAUCUUGUCCUGUUGCUAGUGGCAAUUUUGUGGUUGCUCAUAGCCAAAAAUUGCCUGCAUUUGCCCCGCCGGGCACCUACACCGUAGAGAUGACACUAAAAAAUGAGAAGAACGAGGCAUUAACUUGCAUCACCUUUAAAUUCAAAAUCGUUUUUGGAUCUUUGGUGUGUGAUGUAUGAAGUGGCCGUCACUAUAAGGAUAUAGGACUAUAGGUUGCUACUUUGGCAUUAUUGUAAACUAUUACUUGGUAAAAAAAGAAGAAAAAAAAAUGACUUCAAGAAGCAUGGUCAUUAUUGUAGAUAAAAAAAUAUAUGAAGAAACACGGUUAUUAACUUACUAUUGUUGCUUUACAAUUCUUAUUUUUUCAA